UAUUGAUAACGAUAAUUAUAAGAUUCCCUGUAUAAAUACUGAUAUUUGCUUUUUCUCUGACUAUUAGUGCAUUACAUUGGUCAAGAUGAGGGCUAACUUUGUUUCAGCUGUUGUACUCAGCUUGGUGGCUGCGAGCUUCGCCGCUGAUCUCGACGAAGUAUGCGGGCCAACCGACCAGGCGGCGUACCGCCCCUGCCCCACCCUAAACCUGCCCUGCAUCAGGAACUACGUGCAGGUGCGCUCCCCGUGCCAGGCCUUCGCCCCCGGUCCCAGCGACUCCUUCAUCAUGGAGCCAGUCGAGCUGUCCACCGCCCAGUUCAACCUCACCGCCAUGCAGUACUCCAACUCUGUCGGCGGCAUGAGCCGUGGGGAGAUUGUUGAGUUCACUAUCAACCCCGAGAAGGACAUGAUAGUCCUGACCAUCAAGUACACGGGCCUGGUGAUGACCAACCGCUACGAGUUCGCGUACCACCAGCCCGGCAAGGAGCCCAGAGAGUUCGACGGCGUCUCCGACGAGCGAUUCAACGUAGUGAACAUCACGUCCAUCGUGAAGGGCAUCAACAACCCGCAGUGGGACUCCGCCAUCCACGUGCACUCGCUCGACACCAUCGAGUACACCCUCGACGGAGAGUGCUUCAACGUUGAAGAUGAGGUCCUGGGACCCCUGCUGGAGGAGUUCACGGCCAACAUCGACGUGGUGAUCCAGGAGACGUUCCUCGCCCGCAACGAGCAGCUGCAGCGCUACUACAUCGACAACAACCUGUGCAACUUGAAGAAGAACUAGACGUGAUUACUAUUUUUUAAUAAAUAAAAGGAUUUUUUAACUAAUA
This is a messenger RNA of Plutella xylostella (diamondback moth), 830 nucleotides long. RefSeq lists its product as uncharacterized. NCBI's taxonomy places the organism in Eukaryota, Metazoa, Arthropoda, Insecta, Lepidoptera, Plutellidae. Gene Ontology annotation, molecular function: structural molecule activity. The record is from RefSeq and is a predicted model, not a curated record. Gene Ontology annotation, cellular component: extracellular region.